Molecule: messenger RNA, 1095 nt
Organism: Abrus precatorius (Indian licorice)
Lineage: Eukaryota; Viridiplantae; Streptophyta; Magnoliopsida; Fabales; Fabaceae
Product: putative ubiquitin-conjugating enzyme E2 38
Exons: 1
Coding region: 1-1095 (364 amino acids)
Molecular function (GO): ubiquitin conjugating enzyme activity
Source: RefSeq, a predicted model, not a curated record
AUGGCAAACACCAACCACUUCGAACACUUCGACGUCGUUGUAGACACUUCAGACCACUUCUUUGCACAAGCCAAGAAGAAGAUCAAGAGACAGAAUCAGAGCGAUCAACUAGGGAGUCCCAUAGAAGAUUGCUUCACCAACGCAAGGAGUGACGUGUACAAGAGGAUCAUGAAAGAGUGGAAAGUCCUUGCCCACAACCUACCCGAAUCCAUCUACGUUAGGGUCUAUGAAAACCGCAUCGAUUUGCUUAGGGCAAUGAUCGUGGGCGCUGCAGGCACACCGUAUCACGAUGGUCUCUUCUUUUUCGACAUUGCAUUUCCACCUGAUUACCCGAGCCUGCCGCCAAAGGUUCAUUACCGCUCGUUUGGGUACAAAAUUAACCCGAACCUGUACACGAGCGGGGACGUGUGCUUGAGCCUCAUUAACACGUGGAGGGGAAAAAAGAAUGAGAAGUGGGACCCAUCAGGGUCCACCAUUCUUCAAUUGUUGGUGUCUCUCCAAGGCCUAGUCCUAAACGACAUGCCGUUUUUCAACGAGGCUGGAUCCGAGAUUCUGGGACGUGGAAUCUUCGAGAAGAAAGCAGAGGCUUACAACGAAACCGUUUUCAUUCUCAACUGCAAAACCAUGAUGUGCAUUAUUCAACGGCCUCCGCGGAACUUCGAAGGCUUCGUCGCUAGCCAUUUCCGUCAUCAAGCAUGUGCGGUUCUGAGCGCGUGCAACGACUACGUGAAUGGACGCGUGAGAAUUGGCUAUUACACGGAAAGCGAUGAGGGUGAUUUAUCAAGAGUCAGGGUUUCGGGGAAGUUCAAGGAGUCGAUAAGAGUGUUGUACCCUCAGCUAUUCGCGGCGUUUGUAAAGUGUGGGGCUACUUUGGAGAAUGGGGCGGAAAACUUGAAAAUGGAAAAGCGCGAUGGCUCGUCUAAGAAUUCUUCUGAUAGAAAGUAUAGAGUAGUUGUGAGGAAAGUGAUUGGGAAAAUAAGGAAGAUUUAUGCUUCCACGUUGAAGACUCGUGCAAAAUUUGAUAUCAACGUUAUUCGAGGACAAGCUGGUAAUGCAUCGCAUCUUCACGGUAAUACAAGUCUCCAAAGUUCGUGA